Molecule: messenger RNA, 2187 nt
Organism: Leucoraja erinaceus (little skate)
Lineage: Eukaryota; Metazoa; Chordata; Chondrichthyes; Rajiformes; Rajidae
Product: BTB/POZ domain-containing protein KCTD5-like
Exons: 7
Coding region: 94-882 (262 amino acids)
Biological process (GO): protein homooligomerization; proteasome-mediated ubiquitin-dependent protein catabolic process
Cellular component (GO): Cul3-RING ubiquitin ligase complex; cytoplasm
Molecular function (GO): cullin family protein binding
Source: RefSeq, a predicted model, not a curated record
AGGUGUGGCGUGUGGCGCGCUGCGUGCCGGGAGGUGUGGCUGUGGCAGGCGGGCGCGGGCGGGCAGGCUGGCGGUUGGUGAACGGUCGCCAGUAUGGCGGCGGGGAAUGGGUCACUCUCGGAUUUCGCCGAGAGCUUCAGUGAUUCGUUUUGUCCGAAAUGCUCCGGCAUGGAGUUGGCGGCCACUGCCAAGUGGGUUCGACUGAACGUCGGCGGCACUCGGUUCCUGAGCACCCGGCAGACCCUGUGCCGCGAUCCCAAGUCAUUCCUGUACCGACUGUGCCAAGCCGACCCGGACCUGGACUCAGACAAGGAUGAUACUGGUGCUUACUUAAUUGACCGAGAUCCCACCUAUUUUGGCCCAAUCCUGAACUAUCUGCGACACGGGAAGCUGGUUAUUAAUAAAGAUUUAGCAGAGGAAGGUGUACUGGAGGAAGCAGAGUUUUACAACAUCACGUCACUAAUAAAGUUAGUGAAAGACAGUAUAAGAGAAAGAGACAUGAAAACAUUACAGUUCCCAAUGAAACAUGUCUACCGAGUGCUACAGUGCCAAGAAGAGGAACUCACCCAGAUGGUAUCGACAAUGUCUGAUGGAUGGAAGUUUGAACAGCUGGUCAGUAUAGGUUCCCCCUAUGGCCUUGGGCGGGACCAUCAGUCAGAAUUUCUGCUGAUUGUGUCGCGGGAAGUGAAGGGGGAGGAGACCAGUUUCCACAACAGCAGCAGCGAGCUGGUCAGUAUGGGCUCUUCCUACAACUAUGGGAAUGAAGAUCAGGCUGAAUUUCUUUGUGUGGUCUCCAGAGAGUUGCAUAAUACUCCUUAUGGCACAGACUCUGAACCCAGUGAAAAGGCCAAGAUUCUGCAAGAACGAGGAUCACGGAUGUGAAGUCAGUAUUGACUUUGGCCAUGGAAGGAGUUUUAAGUUAUUGUACUGUCAGAAGAAAUGCAAAUUCAAACAGAGACCAACCUAAGAGUUCUGUGACGUGAACAUUUCUUGCAACAUCUUUAAACAUCGAUUGUUUUUUCUCUGGCUAUCUUUCUCGCUAUAAUUUUCUCACUGCCUUUCUCGCUAUUGCAAUCUCACUCCCUAUUGUGUUCUUGUGCUUUCUUGCUAUCAAUUACCCACUUGCUUUCUUGUUAUGACCUCCUCACUCUUUGAUAUCUGACACUUUCUCACUAUUGCUCUGUUACUCUUUCAUGCUACCAUUUUCUCACUGCCUUUCUUGCUAUUGCUUUCUCACUGUCUCUCAUUAUAGUCUUCUCAGUCUUUCUUGUUAUCAAUACUUCACUUAGUUUCUCUUUCUCGCCAUUAAUUUCUCUUUCUUGCUUUUGCUUUCUUUUACUUUUUCUCUAUGUCACUUUUUCUCACAAUGAUUUUCACUUUUUCUUGCUAUCGCUAUCUCUCUACUUCACUAAGACUGCAUUUUUUAACUGACAGUGAACACUUCAAGGGUUUAGGAUUCUUUAUGCAUUAUAAAGACGGCCAUAUAUUGAAGCCUGUCUGUGCUAGCUGGGAGCAGCAGUGAUACCUUGGUAUCGGGAACUCAUCUGGCCAGAGGGCUGUUCUGAUGCUUCCUUUCCCUUCUGGGAUUAGACCAAUGAACUCCUGUUUACAAAAGAAUUAGCUUGUUAUUUUACAAAGAAACCUGGAGCCUGAACCAAGUGUAUAACUGAGGUACAGUUUACCAAUUACAGAGUGAAGACAGUGCCUCAUUCAACAGAUGCACUCCCACCCAGUGCCACUUUGAUUACACUAGUUUCUUUAUAAAUGGUUAUGUAGGUUUCAAGAAGAAGCAAAUUUAGCAGUUGGAUCAUCGUCUUUCAAUGUACCUUGUAAAUAGGCUGUAUUGGUUGGCUGGGGGCUCUGGAUGGGGCUAGGAGAUGGGCUUACAAAAUUUGAUGGAAUAAUUCAUCUCCCGUUGUCAACUAAAAGUGAUUUUAAAUUAAAGCUCAUUGUGUGGGGAAACAAAUGAAUGGAAAAUAUUUAAAUUCUGAUGGGAUAUUUUUAAUCUGGUUACCUGAUUUACUGCUUUUUAUUUCACUAGUUGCUGUUUUAAGUGGUUUGUAUGCUUUAGAAUUCCUUUGUAUAUAUUUUUAGGGUUCUUGUGUUGAUUAUUACCUAUAGAUUAAGCUGCUAAACUUUUCCAAUAUGUUUUAAACCUUUAUAUAAAAAUUGUCCAAACAAAUAUAA